GAGAGAGAGAGAGAGAGAGAUGGAGAACAAGCAUUUUAGUCACCCCCACAACUUAAGCCUCCAUGAAAUUCCAGAAGAGGCAAAAAUUGUUUGCUCUGGUUGUAACUUGCCAUGCUCAGGUCUAGUUUAUGUCUGCAGGCAAUGCAAUUACUUCCUUCAUGAACAAUGCUUUUGUGCAAGUCGCUCCAUCAAACACCCAUCCCAUCCACUUCAUCCUUUAACCCUCAUACCAUAUCCAACUUACAUGUCUGGAUCCUUCUUGUGCGAUUCAUGCGGUCAAAUUGGAACUGGGUUUUCUUUUAGCUGCUCCAGUUGUGACUUUGACCUCCAUGUCCAUUGUGCUUGUACUUCUCAAAAUUCAAGCACGGUGGACACUGAUUCGCAAACAGAGGUGACAGGGUCUAAGCAGAUCGAACACAAGUCCCACGCCAAGCACCCCCUCACACUUCUGUCAAAUCGUGAGUUCAUUUGUAAUGCUUGUCGCGAAUAUGGAAGGGACUCAGGAUACAAUUGCUCCGCAUGUGAUUUUGAUCUCCACGUUGAAUGUGCUUCCUUGAAUGAAAAAGUGAAUCGCGAAGAUCACGAACACCCUCUCACUCUGUACUAUUCGUUUCCAAGUCCAUACAAUAGCAAGGAUAUGUGCUUUGAGUGCGAUGUCUGUCGUUGCAAAGUUUCGAAGGACUGUUGGCUUUAUUGCUGUGUAGAUUGUGAUUAUGGAACUCAUGUGAAUUGUGUAUUGGCUAAGGCACGAUCGAAAGAAGAAGUGAAACUUGAAGGAAUCCUUGCGAUUCAACAAGCACAGUACAAACUUCAAUAUCAAAUGCAACUUAACAGCUUAAUAGCACUGUCAGGACAGGCAGCGGUGCAGCUAACAAGGAAUUAGGAACACGUGCAACCUGACUUUUCAAUAAUAUUUUUUUUUAC
Messenger RNA from Camellia sinensis, 924 nucleotides. The record is from RefSeq and is a predicted model, not a curated record. Lineage: Eukaryota; Viridiplantae; Streptophyta; Magnoliopsida; Ericales; Theaceae.